Molecule: messenger RNA, 4574 nt
Organism: Lepisosteus oculatus (spotted gar)
Lineage: Eukaryota; Metazoa; Chordata; Actinopteri; Semionotiformes; Lepisosteidae
Gene: h6pd
Product: hexose-6-phosphate dehydrogenase (glucose 1-dehydrogenase)
Biological process (GO): pentose-phosphate shunt, oxidative branch; glucose metabolic process; pentose-phosphate shunt
Cellular component (GO): endoplasmic reticulum
Molecular function (GO): 6-phosphogluconolactonase activity; NADP binding; glucose-6-phosphate dehydrogenase activity
Source: RefSeq, a predicted model, not a curated record
GAUGAGGUGGGCGGCGGCCACAGCUUCUCCUUCUACGGCGCUGCCCUGUCGGACCCGGAGAAGGGCAGCCCGGCCCUGUUUGCGAUCCUCAGGGGCCUGGCGUGUCCCGCCCUGGUGUCGCCCGAGAGGUGCGCCGCGCUGAGGGACCAGUUCCUGAAGCUGGCCCGCUACCGGCAGCUGAAGAGCGAGCAGGACUACGCGGGGCUGCACGCCGAGAUCGGGCAGGGCCUGCAGCCGGAGGGCCCGAGGGAGGCCGGCCGGCUGUUCUACCUGUCCGUCCCCGCCUUCGCCUACGCCGACAUCGCCGGCAAGAUCAACGGCAGCUGCCGGCCCCCCGCGGGGGCCUGGCUCCGGGUGGUGCUGGAGAAGCCCUUCGGCCACGACUCCGACAGCGCCAGCCUGCUCUCCUCGCAGCUGGAGAAGUUCCUGAAGGAGGAGGAGACCUACAGGAUCGACCACUACCUGGGGAAGCAGGUCGUUGCGCAGAUCCUGCCGUUCAGGAUGCAGAACCGGAAGCUCUUGAGCCCGAUCUGGAACAGGCACCACGUGGAGAGGGUGGAGAUCGUGCUGAAGGAGACCCUGGAUGUGAAAGGGCGCACGGAGUUCUACAACCAGUACGGCGUCAUUCGCGACGUCAUCCAGAACCACCUGACCGAGGUCCUCACCCUCCUGACCACGGAGAUUCCCGUCAACCUGAGCAGCUCGGGAGAGAUCCUGAGGAACAAGCUGAGGGUCUUCAGCUCGCUGCUGCCUCUGGACAGGGGGAGCGCCGUGAUUGGGCAGUACCAGGCGUACAGCGCCGAGGUCCGCGAGGAGCUGAACAAAACCAAAGACUUCGUCAGCGCCAUGCCCACUUUCGCCGGUGUGGCGGUGCACAUCGGUAAUUCCCAGUUCGACGGCGUCCCUUUCAUACUGACGUCGGGGAAGCUGCUGGACGAAAGAGUUGGUUACGCCCGGGUCCUCUUCAAGAACCGAGUCUUCUGCGUUCAGAACGUCGGCGACGUCCACUGCCAGCCCCGGCAGAUCGUGUUUUACUUCGGUCACGGCAGCCUGCAGAACCCGGCCAUUUUGGUGAGCAAGAACCUGUUCAAGCCCGUGCUGCCGGAGGACAGCUGGCAGGAGGUCACGGAGCACAAGGACAUCAGCCUGUUCGGCUUGCCCCUGUCGCAGUACUAUGUGCAGACCCCCCGGGUGCAGAAGGAGGCCUACGCAGUGCUGAUCUCGCACAUCUUUCACGCCAAGAAGGACAGUUUCAUCAGCACGGAGAACCUGCUGGCCUCCUGGCAGUUCUGGACCCCGCUUCUGCACAGUCUGGCGCAGGAGUUUCCCAGGCUCUACCCUGGAGGGGAGGACAAUAAAAACCUCCUGGAUUUCAAGCUCCAGGGGCGCGAGGUUUCGUUCACAAACGAGGCCGUGGUGCUGAUCUCCCAGAGUCCCGGGGGCUCGACGGCCCAGAGCUUCCAGGUCACUCAGGGCAAGUACAGGACCUGGGACAUGGUUUCGGCCUGGGCGGAGGAGCUCAUCCACCGGCUGGCCUCCGACUUGCAGGGGGCGGCAGAGAGGGCCGUGAGACGGAGAGGGCAGUUCCACCUGGCCCUCUCGGGGGGGUCCAGCCCCCUGGCCUUGUUCCAGAGGCUGGCGCUGCAUCACUACGCCUUCCCCUGGGAGCGCACGCACGUCUGGAUGGUGGACGAGCGCUGCGUGCCCCUCUGGGAGCAGGGCUCCAACUUCAGGACGGUGCACGACCACCUGCUGCAGCACGUCCGCAUGCCCUACUUCAACAUCCACCCCAUGCCGGUCCACCUGAACCAGCGGCUGUGCGUGGAGGAGGACGGCGGCCCGCAGGCCUACGAGAAGGAGAUCGCCCGGUUUGUCAACGACUCCAGCUUCGAUUACGUCCUGCUGGGCGUCGGCUACGACGGCCACACGGCCUCGCUCUUCAAGGACACCAAGGCCGAGGCCCUGAAGGACAAGCUGGUGGCCUUGACGGAGAGCCCGGUCAAGCCCCACCAGCGGAUGAGCCUGACCUUCUCCGCCAUCAACAGAGCCAGGGCCAUAGGCGUGCUGGCGAUGGGCAAGGGGAAGCACGAGAUGAUAACCCAGCUGAGCAGGGUGAAGGACGACCCAAGGAGGUGGCCGAUCACGGGUGUCAAGCCUGUCAAAGGCAGACUGGUGUGGUACAUCGACUACGAAGCACUGCUGGGGUGAUGGGUGCGUGCCAGGUGUGCCAUGCUCUCUUCCUUCCACCCCAAGCGUGAGCCUCACAACCUCAGAAAGCCUCACCGACGAAGGCAGGCAGUUCCAGCUCAGCCCUCGUCAGUGUGCAUGAACUUGUCUUAUGAAGGAAAUGUAUUGCAAGAGCCCUUAUCAGUGGUGCAGGGCUCCAAUCCUGCACGACUGCAGCAUCUUCUGGUUAUCGUUCUUCAGUUCUUAAUUGCAUAUUUUAAUUCCUGGGCUAAUUGGAUGUCUGUAUUUUUAAAUAGAAAAUGCAGAUUUAUGGGACUUUAAAUUUAGUCGGGGCAAAUCAUUUUCUACAAAGCGCGAUGAAACUUCCUGUUGGUUUGUAUCAAUGUCUACUGAUUUUCUUUUAAUCAUGAAAAGUGGGUUGAUGAAAAAUUCAGCAGAUUUUCCAAAAGGGCUUGAAUAUGGUUCACUGUAAUUGCAGUUCCUGCUUCUACCAGCGUCAACUUUUAAAUAGCACUUCUCUUUCAAGACCGGUUUACACCAAUUUCUGAAUGUGAAUUAAGUUCAGGGGCCAUGAAGAAGGACCAAAAUGACAGUUUCUCUGCUGAUCCCUUUGUGAGUAAAGAUUUGAGAAAUCUACAGCAGUCACUGCCAGAUCCCAACGGAUCAUCUUCUUUCUUUUGUUUCUGUUUCAAGAGGGCUUGAAAUCCUCAACUGGGCCUUCAUCACCAGUGCUAAGUGGUGUCUGGGACUGAUCUGCCUGCUGGUUUGGGCUUAUUUCUGCACUUAGUCCUUGGUUUCGCAAUGCCACAGUUAAAGCACUUCUUUAAAUGAUUAUUUCCAACAACUUAAGCGUACAGAAAUAUAUGUAGUCUCACCUCAACUUGCUAAUUAAGUCUCUGGGGAGGAUGGCACUGUGUCAGACACAGUGAGUCAGUGUUUUUCCCUUCAGCUGGUUGCAUUUCAGCUCGCACACCUGAAUGAGGGCAGUCCUGAAGCUAAUUGGCAAUGACUAGGUAAUUAGCAUAGAAUUCAUUCCAAUUAGAAACCUCCUCUAGCUUCUUUAAACUUAAAAUCAGUUUUUGGAGAGAAAAUUUGAAUAAAUUAACCUGUGAUUAGGAAUGCAGCUGGAGCAUCAAACUAGAGAGAGGAUACCUUUCCAGGAGAAGGACUGAGAAUCACUUUACGGGACAUGAAAGGAGGAGAACAGCCCAGAAUAGCAAGCAGGUCAGUUAGUUAAGGGUGCAGUUAGCCCUGGUGAUGAAGGGCCCAGCUGGGACAAACAGGAGCACACACAGGGGUUCCUCAGGGACCAGAACUGAGAACCAAUCGGGUGCAGGUUCAGGCCUCUUCAGCAGGCACUGGGCUUUGCAGAACUGAAGACAAAAAUUGGGCGCCUCUGCAUUUUCUGACUUUUUUUUCUAGUGUGAUCUGUACACUGGUACAGAAGAGCCCAUUUUCAGGACCGCUGCUAAUGUCAUCUAAGUGCCUUUAAUAGAUCCAAGAUAAAUAAUCCCUCCAUGCUCUUCAAACCCUCUGAAUGUAUUUCCCUCUCAGGGGUUAAAAUAGGAUGGAGAGUCUUAACUACCUCUCAGUUAAAGUGACCAGUUCCUUGGUAGCAAAGGCAGAGUCCUGUAUAGUCAAAUAGAUUUGAUGUUUUCCACCUUAAUAUGCAAAUUCAAAGCUGCAACAAAUCUCUGUUUUUGCAUGGAUGUUUGGAAGUUGUUUUUUAUAUCAUGAAGUUUAAAAUCAACAGAUUCUCUUGCACUGUUGUCGUGUCUUUAACACUGGUUUGCUUCUUUUGGUCGUCUGUCCCUGUUCGAUUUCCUGUUGUAUAUUUUUAAGGACACAACAAGCAACCAAGGAACAAGAAAUUGAUUUUUUUUUUCAGUUUAUUUUUAAUUUUUAAGGCACUGAACUGAACACACUGGAAUGUCUUGAAGGAUCAAAAGAGCUUACCUUCUGCACAUUUGUACAAAAGUAUUAUCAAUGCUUAGAUUAAAUUCUAAGUUUAAAAAAAAUUUAGUUGUCUUGUCCUUUGAUAAUAUUGCCUGUAUCGCCGCCUGGGCGUCUCAUUGCAGACCAGAAGGAUAUUCAGUACAGGCACCGAAGAGAAAUGCUGGACUUCAAGGUCUUGCAUUGGAUCAUUCAGGUUAAAUUGCAGUCAAAGAAGCGUCCCAGAUACCGCUGGGGGCUGUACAGGUAGAGUCACAGAAGGUGACCCUGUGACUCCUCUCAUUUCUGAGGGGACUGUUCAUGUGAAUCCUCCAGGCACAGUAACACAUUGCCUUAAUGCUCAUAUACUGUAUCUGCUAUUUUCCAUCUCUUUUUUGAUGCUGUUUUCUAUCUCAUACUAUUCAUUAUUAAACUAAUGAAAUUCUUGCUCUUUU